This is a messenger RNA of Moneuplotes crassus, 725 nucleotides long. NCBI's taxonomy places the organism in Eukaryota, Ciliophora, Spirotrichea, Euplotida, Euplotidae. The record is from the annotation of a GenBank genome assembly.
CAGCCACAAAUGUCUUCUAAAGACCCAGAAACUGAUUCAAAAUAUAAAUCUCUUCACAAGAAGUAUAUAGAUCAGAACAAAGAAGGGUUUAGAUUUCGUCAACUGGAAAAGCAAGGAAUAAACUUGCCUAAAAUAGUUGAAAACAGCAUUAAAUUCAGACUCACUGAUUACUUAUAUCCUUAUCAUUUGUUCCUAGAUUCAGGAGAGACAGUGCCUACUCCUGAUGGAGGAGAGUUUACUUUACCUAAUACAAUGUCUCUGUAUUACCGUAAGCGCAGAUCUUUACUCUGGCUCUAUUCCAAAAAGUGAAGUGACACUUUGACUGAAGAUGAGAAAAGCCUAAGAGACCAGAUUGAGAAAAAAACCUUUAGAGCAAACUUAGGAUUCAAGUUAGUAGGACUUCUGAUGCUGAUAAAUGUAAGACCAUACAGGUCACUCACAACUAAGUCAGUCUACGGAAUUAUGUUCGACGUUCUCUUUGCUUAUUAUGGAUUCUACAUGUGGGUCUUGAGUAAUGUUGUACCCUACCAAUACACCUUUGAUCAAUACAAGCCUUUUGUGCAAAAAUGCCACCAAAUAGGCCUAAAGGUGGAUGAGGUGCCAAGAUAUGAUUUAUCUCAGAUGUCUAUAAACAAAUGCAAAUUUUACUCUUAUGAUCCUUGUUUCUAAAGAAUUGAUGUAAUUGGCUUAACAAUUAAGUUGUGGAUAGAUCAUUUACUAAAUUC